CGAAAUUCUCCCUCAAGGCGGGAAACACAGCCUGAAGAGUGAUUUUCCUUGGGCCUAAACUCAAAUUGGGGCUUUGAUUUCUAAAAUUUCUCAGUUCCCUCGAGAAACCAUCUCGCUGAGCUUCACAGAUCGGCAAAUGGAGAAGUCAGAGAGGAUCUAUGUCACUGUACGCGCUAGACCUCUCUCUCUGGAGGACGCAAAGACGAGCCCCUGGCGAAUCUGUGACGAGACCAUCUCCCUCGCUAACCAGUCCACGAAAUUCGAAUUCGAUCGAAUAUUUGGAGAAGAUUGCAAGACUGUAGAAGUCUACGAAGCUCGGACCAGAGAGAUUGUUGCCGCUGCAGUUCGUGGUUUCAACGGCACAGUAUUUGCAUACGGACAAACUAAUAGUGGAAAAACACAUACAAUGCGAGGAUCAGCUGCUGAACCAGGGGUUAUCCCUCUUGCAGUUUAUGAUUUAUUCCAGAUCAUAGAAGAGGAUGUGGAUCGAGAAUUUCUUUUGCGAAUGUCAUAUAUGGAGAUCUACAAUGAAGAGAUCAAUGAUUUAUUAGCUCCUGAGCACAGGAAAUUACAGAUUCAUGAGAGUCUUGAGAGAGGGAUCUUUGUUGCUGGUUUGAGAGAAGAGAUUGUUGCCUCUCCUGAGCAAGUACUUGAUUUUAUGGAAUUUGGAGAAUCUCAUCGCCACAUAGGGGAGACAAAUAUGAAUGUUUACAGUAGUAGGUCCCAUACUAUUUUCCGCAUGAUAAUUGAGAGUAAGGAGAAAUCUGAUGAUGGAGAUAUUGGAACUUCAUGUGAUGCUGUUCGUGUAUCUGUUUUGAAUUUGGUGGACCUUGCUGGUUCAGAACGUGCUGCAAAGACUGGUGCAGAAGGUGUACGUCUGAAAGAGGGUUCCCACAUCAAUAAAAGCCUGAUGACACUUGGAACCGUGAUAAAGAAACUAAGUGAAGGUGCAGAGAGCCAAGGAGGUCAUGUGCCCUACCGAGAUAGCAAGCUCACACGUAUUUUACAACCUGCACUAGGUGGAAAUGCAAAUACUGCUAUAAUAUGCAACAUCACCCUUGCUCAGGUUCAUGCUGAUGAGACAAAAAGUAGCCUUCAAUUCGCAAGUAGAGCAUUACGUGUUACUAAUUGUGCACGCGUAAAUGAGAUUUUAACAGAUGCUGCUUUGCUUAAGCGUCAGAAGAAGGAAAUUGAGGAGUUACGAGCAAAACUGCGGGAAUCGCACUCGGAACAUCUUGAAGAGGAGAUUCUCAAUCUGCGGAAUACAUUAUUAAAGAGUGAACUGGAAAGAGAGCGAAUAGCUUUGGAGUUGCAACAGGAAAAGGAAGCUCAAGCUCAACGUGAGAGGAGGUUGCAAGAGCAAGAUAGGAAAAUAGAGAACUUGAGAUCAAUGGUGUUUUAUUCAAAUAGGGAUGAGAAAUCCGGUCAUUAUAAAAAGGAUAAGAGGCGGGAUACAUGGUGUCCAGGUGCUCUUUCACGAGAGGCUCUUAAAGAGGUGUCCUCUGAAGCCCAGUCAAGGGUUUCUGUUAUGGAGACCACAAGAGCUCAACGAGAUACGGGGUUGCCCAUCCCUUUUGAAGAAUUAAUCAAGGAAAGUGAAGUCACUACAUGCCCUCAAGACAUCUGCAUACCUGAUAAAAACUGCAAUAAUGACUCAUCAGAGGACUGUAACAUUCCUGAUGCCCGUGCAUUGUUGCAUGUUACUAAUAGAAGAAAACUGCCACUGAAAAAGAAAAGCUCAAUUGUGGAAAGCUCUGAAUUAGCAGAAAUGCAGGUGGAAUACGAGGCUUUACUGUUGAAAUUUGAGACUCAGAGGACAUCAAAAGACCUAGAAAUUGAAUGCUUAACAAAAAACUUAACUGAUGUCUUGUGCUACUCAAAUGGAGAAAAUACGGAUUCUUAUAGUUGCAAGCUAAGUGGUAGUACUUUUGGUGGAGAUAAAAAUCUUACGUUGAGGGAGUCAGAGGCAAUUAUUGUGAUCAAACAACUUCAGGAACAGAUUAAGACAUUAGAAGUGGAGAAGUCCACACUCCAGAAAAAUUUGGACAAUGUUGUUGAGUUAGCAACAGAACAGAAUAUAUCUGCCAGAGAUAAGUAUGAUGAGGUAAUUUUGAUAUAAAUGAUACACGUG
Telopea speciosissima is the source of this 2131-nucleotide messenger RNA. Its product is annotated as kinesin-like protein KIN-7O. Gene Ontology annotation, molecular function: microtubule binding; microtubule motor activity; ATP binding. The transcript has 18 exons. Gene Ontology annotation, biological process: microtubule-based movement. The record is from RefSeq and is a predicted model, not a curated record. NCBI's taxonomy places the organism in Eukaryota, Viridiplantae, Streptophyta, Magnoliopsida, Proteales, Proteaceae. Bases 137 to 2119 code for a protein of 660 amino acids.